Molecule: messenger RNA, 3897 nt
Organism: Neoarthrinium moseri
Lineage: Eukaryota; Fungi; Ascomycota; Sordariomycetes; Amphisphaeriales; Apiosporaceae
Exons: 13
Coding region: 1-3897 (1298 amino acids)
Molecular function (GO): polygalacturonase activity
Source: RefSeq, a predicted model, not a curated record
AUGUUCCAGAAACUUAUACAGGCGGCCUUCUGGCUGACCUUUCUCACUCUUUGUGCCCAAUCCAGCGCUAUUCCCUUUGAUAAAUUGUCUCCCACUCACGCUUCAUCAUCAGAAUUGCACACUCAUUUGGUUCGGUCCGAGUCAAGCUCUAAUGAGUCGACUCCUCUCCUCAAGUCCGCCAGCUCGUCCGAUAUCGAGCAGGCCCGUCAGAUUGUCAAGGAUGCAAUCGCCCAGGCAUCCGUCCUGAACAAGGCUCGCCUAGACAAUCCAGUAAAGACACCGCACGGUCGUGGAGCUUCUCUCAAGGUCAGACGUGACGAGAUACCGCACCUCCUGAAUGUGACAGACGAUAUCGCUGCUGCCGCGGCCCUUGUGGCCGAAGCGGAUGCCGAGCUCCAAGCCAAUACUACUAAGCGAGCGGUCCACGCCCGCGGUACUUAUUGGAUGGGCGACAUUGCUCGCAAGGGCAGUGUCCCUUGGGGCAGUGAUUCUAGCUACAAGGUCUUCCGCAACGUCCAGGACUACGGUGCCAAAGGUGACGGUGUGACCGACGACACGAAAGCCAUCAUGAGCGCCAUGACUGAUGGCAAGAGAUGUGGCGAGAAAUGCAACGGGUCCACCACUAAGAACGCCAUUGUCUAUUUCCCCCCGGGCACUUACCUUGUCUCUGGUUCCAUCGACGUGUACUAUGGCACUCAGGUCAUUGGUGAUGCCGAGGACCGUCCUGUCAUCAAAGCUGCAGCUAGCUUUGUCGGUCUUGGUGUCUUUUCGACGGAUAAGUAUGUUGGUGGUGUUGGAACUGAUGGUAAGGACAACGAGUGGUAUGUCAACACUGCGAGUUUCUAUCGCCAAAUUCGCAACUUGAUCAUCGACAUCACUUCGACAGACGCCAACGCCUAUGUGUGCGCACUGCAUUACCAAGUCGCCCAGGCCACUAGCAUCCAAAACCUGCUUCUGAUCGCAAAGACCGGCACGACUCAGCAAGGAAUCUAUGCCGAGAACGGCAGUGGUGGCCACAUGUCCGACAUCAUAGUCAGUGGAGGCAACUUUGGAUUUUAUGGCGGCGCUCAGCAGUUCACCGCUCAGCGAAUGACAUUCCAAGGAUGCACCACUGCCGUGCAGAUGAUUUGGGACUGGGGCUGGCUUUGGAAGGAGACUGUCAUUCACAAUUCCGAUGUCGGCUUCCGCCUACUGGGCGAGGGAGGCUCUGGUAACAUCGGAUCAGUCAGCAUCAUGGACUCUUCUUUCUUUGACGUCGGCACGGGUGUCAUUAUCGCCCCGGUGUCGGAGGAACCUGGUACAGGUGCUACUGGUAUUGCUCUGGAUAACAUUCUUUGGUCUGGCUCUGGCGACGUUGUCAAAGACUCCGCAGGCACGACGCUCCUUAGCGCAGGCGAUGUGGACAGCUGGUAUCUGGGUCCCAACUACGGCGCCGGCUACAGAGUAUGGGACCAUGGUGAGGUCGACUCGUGGGACAGACCAGAUGCGCUGCUUAGCGAUACAAACGAUGGCUUGCACAAUACGCCCUUCUUUGAGAAGGAAAGACCCUCCUAUUUGGGGUAUUCUGCCAGCGACUUUGUCCAUCUCAAGGAUUAUGCAACCGGCGACGGUGCCACGGACGAUACCUCGGGCGUUCAGGCCGCCAUCAACAACAACGUUGGCAAAGUCAUCUUUGCUGACGCCGGAACGUACAUAUUGACGGACACUGUUUACAUCCCCGCUGGAACCAGAAUCGUGGGUGAGACUUGGACGCAGUUUGCCGCGUAUGGAGACAACUUCUCCGAUAUGAUGAACCCUAGAGUCAUGUUGAAGGUCGGCGAGGAAGAGGAAGAAGGUGUCGUCGAGUUACAGGAUCUCAUGUUUACCACCAAGGGCGCAACACCAGGUGCAAUCUUGGUCGAGUGGAACAUCAAAGGCACAGAAAAGGGCGACGCCGGAAUGUGGGAUUGCCACGCACGCAUUGGCGGUGCUACGGGAACAGAGCUCACUCCUACAGAGUGCCCAGCACUGACGACUGGCGAGGUUAGGGAGGAAUGUAUCGCCGCAACCAUGAUUAUGCACAUUACAACAACGGGAUCUGGCUACUUCGAAAACGUUUGGCUCUGGGUGGCAGACCAUAUGGUAGAUGAUCCGGAUCUGAGCAGCGAUACCAACGAGAUGACCCAGAUCUCAGUCUAUGUAGCCCGAGGAUUGUUGAUCGAAAGUACAGACCCCGUGUGGCUGUAUGGCACAGCAUCCGAACACUCGACUCUCUACCAAUACAGCUUCCAGUCCGCCGAGAACGUCCUUGCAGGCCUCGUACAAACAGAAUCCCCCUACUACCAACCGACCCCUAAAGCCCCUGCUCCUUUCACGGAUACGCUCGGAAUAUUCCUUGGCGAUCCAGACUUUGACUGCGGUUCCAUAGAGUUCGACGGCUGCGACUCGUCUUGGGGAUUGGUCUUGAGCGACUCGAAAGACAUCUACAUCGCGGCUGCGGGCAUCUACUCCUGGUUUAGUACGUAUUCUCAGGACUGUAUCGACCUCCACGAGUGUCAGAAAGCAUUGGUGCUAGUAACAGACAACGACUCUGGAGUUCGGCUCCAGAACCUGAUCACCAUUGGCGCCGAGUAUUCAGCCGCAUAUAACAAGGAUGAUGGAUCCUACGAAGGCAUACUUGCUACCACGAACCUGGGGGUUUCUACACAUCCUGAAUGGUCACAACUCACUAUAUUUGACGCCCAAGCCUAUGUGACCGACGAUGAAUACGAUCCAGCGGACGACUGCGUGGACGGGGACUUGUAUACCUCCCUAGAUGCCAUCCAGGCAGCUGUUGGCACGAUCCCCACCUACUGUAUACCAGUUUACACCAUUCCGAUUCUGGACAGCAUGCUUUAUCAAGCUAUGGACGACUAUAAUGACGUUAACAACGGCUACGACGACGUGUUUGGAUACUACGAGACAUAUGUCAAGGACCUUGUCCAGCCACAGCUCGACAGUUUCAUGUCCAUCGAGGGCGGUGAUGGCAACAAAUACUUUACUUGCACCUAUCAGGAAGGUAACCAGGCCUCGAAAACUGGCGCUUGCCCCAUCCUGGUACGCUGGGAUGAUGCCGACUACUACACCUUGACUUACACGUUAGUCGACGAAGAGGGGUUCUACACCCAGCUUGAGGAUGACUUUGGCAUUCAGAGAGACUGGGUCACCUUCGGCGAACGUGAGGAUAAGAACACGUGUGUCGGGGCCGGCAGCCACAGCGAUUGCGUACGCUACGACCGAGUGCGACACGGCUACCCGACAAGAAACGACAGCAUGGAAGUUACCAAUCCCAAGGACAUCAUCACCAAGGCACAGAGCGGCCUCGACGACCUCCACGACACCAUGGUCAUCAGCCAGCUCGAAUGGAUUGGCCUCAGCUGGAACGGAAGUGGCAGUGACAUGAUGGAGGUUCUAUCAGUCCCGGUGAGCAUGCUGGAACAGGCAAUUGAUUCCAUGCAACGAGCCAAGGACAUUGGAGAGCAGGAGGAGACGGCUGAGAAGAACAAGCUCAUUGUGGAAAUUAUCAGUGCUGUCCUUAUGGUCAUCCCGUUCGCCGGUUCCGCCCUCGGCGCAACCACCGGCGUCCUCCUGAAGACACUCGGUCGCAUCCUGCUGGUGGUCGGCGACGUCGGGACGGUCGCCCUGGCCCUGAAGGACAUUGUGGAGAACCCGGACUUGGCGCCGCUGGCCAUCAUGGAGAUGCUCGUAGGCUUCGGCGGGGGCGGCAGCAAGGGCAUUGCGCGAUCCGAAGAGGAUUUCUCUACAAUGGCCAAGAUCAAGAAGGCGAUGAGCGACGGUGAUAUUUCCAACGCCGGGGCCAUCUUCAAGAAGAACGACGACAACAUAAAGGCACUGUCCGCAGCCUGUGGCAAGAAAUAG